Messenger RNA from Manihot esculenta (cassava), 8933 nucleotides. Its product is annotated as sporulation-specific protein 15. NCBI's taxonomy places the organism in Eukaryota, Viridiplantae, Streptophyta, Magnoliopsida, Malpighiales, Euphorbiaceae. Bases 318 to 8618 code for a protein of 2766 amino acids. The transcript is spliced from 10 exons. The record is from RefSeq and is a predicted model, not a curated record.
CAAAACGCAACUGUUAUUGGAUUGCACCUAACAGUAAUUUCUUAUUUAUCGUGCCUCAUUCGACACUUCACCUGCAGAGGAACACGAAGUAUGCGUCAGAUCUAAGAGAAAAACCAUACAUACACAGGAAACGUUCUUUACAAACUAAGCUAUUCUCACCAAACAGCUCCUAAUCAUCACCGACGCUCGGAUACAACGACGAAUAGAUCGGAAGCCAAUCAAGCCAAGGAAGGAGGACCUACUGGUGUUUGAGACUUCGAGGCGAGAAGGUGAUUGACCAGGAGUCGCUGUGGGAUCAUAAAACGGAGGGGAUCGCAAUGGACAAGAAUAAGAACCGUACUGAUAUGCUUGCUGCUGGCCGUAAAAAGCUUCAACAAUUUCGUCAGAAGAAGGACAAUAAAGGUAGUAGCAGUCAUGGAAAGUCCUCCAAAAAGUCUAGCAAAUCUGAGCAGCACGAAUCUUAUGUUGAUGCAGCACCAAAUUCUGCCAAUUCAACAGCAUUGCCACAGGUUCUUGAAGGGGAAACUGUGUCUAGCAUCAAUCCUGUUUCGGGAGUUGAAGAUUCUUCCGUAUCUUCUUCUAUAGAGGAUUCUGUGGCUCCUGAUGCCAAUGUUGUGGCGGUUGAUCCAUUGUCAAUUCCCAUGACAUAUGAAACUGCAUCAAUUGAUAAUGCCAAUAUGGAUAAGCAGGAAGUGUGUGUUCAUGAAAACAAUAUUGAAUUAUCAAACUCUAAUGAUGGUGAACGCAUUGAUGUGUUGGCCUCUCCAGCCAUUGUUGAGACUAUAGACAGUACUACUGUCACAUAUGAAUUGGAAAGCAGCAGUAGGGAAAAGGCGGAAUCAUUGCCAUUAAAAGAAAAUACUCCUGAUAUGUUCUUGAUUUGUGCUAGGGGAGAUCAGGUAACAGAUGUAGGGGCAAUGCAGGAAGCUAAUGGUUUGGUUUUGGAGCAUUGUGGUGGAACCCAUGUCAUAGACCUCGAUGGAGAUGGGAGACUGGCUUUGUCUGAGCACGGUGAUAAUGCUGCUUCUGGAGAAAGGGAUGCUUUUGAACAGACUGGUUUGGUAGAUUUGGCCUCUCAACUGAAUCAAAAUGAUGGUGCAUAUAGUGAAUCUGCUUCUGCCAGUGCUGUGGAGAUGAUGGAUGGGCUUCUGGCAUCUACUUUACCCCUUUCAGAGGCAGAUGGAAUUCUGGGAGGUGUUUCUGAUGUGGUAAAUCAACAAAGCAAAGUCAUUUAUGUCGAUCCAUCUAAUAGAGAAGAAGCUGAGAUGCUGUCUGGGACUGGUCAGUGUGGAAAAAGUGAGGGAGGCAGCCAAAUUGAUAGGACUGUAGAGGCAUGUAAGCAGCAAUUUUUGCCUGAGGAUUCUCUUAUAUUUGUGGGUAAAAGCCAUGAAGAGCCUCAGUUGGCUAAAUUGACAAAUUCAUAUGUGGGCCUUACUACAUCUGCUCCUGUUGAUGCAUGCUCAAUCAAUCUGUCUCAGCUCAUUGAAGUGACAAAAGGGCUGAAUGAAACUGAGUAUGGGUUGCUACUUAGGUCUAUAGGAUUAACUGAUAGUUUGAUCUCAUUUGAACAUGGUCAUCCUCUUUUAACAGAGAGAUUCAGGGAAGAAUUAUUCCUUGCAAUUUGUACAAAGGAUAUACUGGAAUUGCAACUCACUGAACAUUCUUAUCUUCAAACAGAGUGUGAUAAUCAGUUUCAGCAAAUGGAUAAUGAGCUAUCUGUCCUUCGUGCUUCACUCAAUGAAGCUUGUGAAAGGUGCAACUCCCUUGCUCAAGAGCUUGUGGAAUGCAGGUCUGAACUCCUGGCUGCCGCUAGUGGGAGGGAGGACUUCCAACUUCAAUUUCAUGCGGCAAAGGCAGAAGUUAAGGAAGUUUCUGCUAGAGCAAAGGAGUUGCAGAGUAGUCUAGAAAGUUCUCAAGCAGAUAUAUCAAACCUAUUGAAGGAGUUGGCUGACUCUAAGGGAUUGGUGGGGACAUUACUUGCAGAAAAUGAUAACUUAAAUCAGACUAUUGCUUUGCUGACUGAGGAGAGAAAGAAACUUGUGCAUGAAAAAAAUACUUGUCUGCAAGAGAAUGAGAAAAUAUUGAAGGAGUUAGCUGACUGCAGGAAUUCAGUGGCAGCCUUACUGGCGGAAAAUUCCAACUUAAGUGGAACUCUUGCUUCGGUGACGGAGAGGAGCAAGCAGCUUGAAGAGGAGAAGGAGUAUCUUGCUAAUGGGAAUGAGAAGCUUUCUAUAGAUUUGUCUGACUGUAAGGGUUUGAUGGAAACUUUACAGGUGGAAAAUGCCAACUUAGGGGGAGACCUCGUUAUGCUUUCAGAGGACAGAAAGAAACUUGAAGAGUACAAGGAGUAUUCAGUUAUAGAGAUGGAGAGACUUUCAUCUGAGCUUCUUGUUCUUCAUGAGAGGAUAUCUAAAGAUCAUGGGGAACGCAAACAGUUGGAGGAUGAGUUAAAAGAAGUGACACUACGUCUUGAAGAGCUGUCUGAGGAAAACAUAUUUCUUCAAAGCAGCUUAGAACUGCAUAAAGCUAAGAUAAGAGAAAUUGAUGACAAGCAAGCCCAAAGAUCUUUUCCAGGUGGGGAUAUUCUGAAUCAAGAAGGAGGUGAGGAAGUACAGAUCAGGAGCUGCGAGAAAGAAGCUGUUAAUGAGCAGUCUCACAAAAUGCAAGGAACACGAGAUGAUGGAUUGUCUGAUGGGCUUUCAGGUAGAUUGCAACCUGAGCCAUUUGAGCAUGAAGUUUUUGAUGAUACUUUGGGGUUUAUAGUAUUGAAAGGACACCUUGAAGAGGCGGAUAGAGUAUUGAAAAAACUUGAGGAGACAGUUGAAGGGAUGUUUUCACAUGCAGGAUCCUCAGGUAGAGCUGCUGGUAAAGUAUCUGCUCCAGCUGUAUCAAAGCUAAUUCAAACUUUUGAGUCAAAACAGCACCAUGAUGAAAACGAGGCAGAGGAAAUGAUCUUGAUGGAUGAUCCAUCAGCAGCAGCUGAUCCAUUUUUAUUAAUAAAAGAGCGUACAAAAGAUUUGAAGGCGGUGCUUAAGCAAUUAGCCUUGGAUGCUGUAAAUGCUACUUUACUAUUCAAGACAGAGAGAGGUGGGAGAAGUGCUGCUAAUCUUUCAAUCAAGGAGUUCAAGUUUGAGUCUGAGUCCAUGAAGGAACACAUUGAUAAUCUGGAAGCAACCAACCUUGAGCUUGUGGUUCUUUAUGAAGCUCUAAAGCAACAUGUUUCUCAUGUUGAAGAAAAGAACCAACAGCUUGAGUUUCUUUAUGAGACCUUGAAGCAAAAAGACAGUAGUCUUAAAGCAGAAAAGAGUGAGCUUAGCAAAAAGUUGUCUGAGUGUGAAUCCAGGAUAGAUGAAUUGCAGAAUCAGUUGUGUGAUUCACUGAAAAAUUCGGAUGAGCUGGCUUUUGUACUUCGUGGUCAGUUGGAAAAUUUCCAGACGGAAGCAGCAGAUAGGGCUUUGGCAGUUGAGAAGGAAUGGAAUUGUACCAUCACUCAGAUUAUUGAAGCAGUUGAGAGGCUUGAUGACUCUAGUGGAUUUCUGUUCACCUCCUCCAUAGCAACUGGCUCUAAUGGUUCCUUGGAUAUAGGCAGCCAUGCUGCUGCUUCUGUUAAUGCAGCUAUUAAAACCAUCAAGGACCUGAAGGAUAAACUUGAAGCAGCUUACUCAGACCAUGAAGCAACCAUUAAUUUAUUCAAAGAAGUGAAGAAGAAGUGUAAUGAGUUACUAGGAAAGAAUGAAUUAGCCUGUGGCACAUCGCACAUGUUAUACUGUGAGCUUAGGAAACUUGUGAUAGAUUCAUGUGGCUCUGUGGCAGAAUCUGACAUUGACAUACAAGAUAAGGAGGUUUGUGGCCCUUUAGAAUACAGUGAGUACAAAACCCUUGUGGAGAAAUUGGAGAAUUUUCUCGCUGAGAGGUUGCAUCUUCAGUCUGUUAACUACCAGCUCAAUUUGGAACUUACAAGUAAAACUAAGGAUGCUGAGGAACUGAAUAGAAGAUGUAUUGAUCUAAGUUCCAUUGAAAAGUUAAUUGAAAAUGUGGAGGGCGUAGUGAAAUUGGAAGACAGUGAGAUGGACUUGGGUGGAACACCUAUUUCACGUCUAGAGUCACUGGUGUCUUUCCUUGUUUGUAAAUGUAAGGGGGCUGAUGAGCAAGUUAGCUCAUUUAGGGAAGAGUUUGGAUCCAAGGUGGAGGAAUUGACUGAAUUGCAGGAAAGGAUGCAUCACUUAACUGACUUGAAGCUUCAGCAUGAAACUGAAAUCCUUCUCCUCAAAGAAAAAUUAAGCCAGGUUGAGGAAGCCUUUAUCAGCAUGCAAUCUGAAUUACGCGAAAAAGUGAGUGAACUUGAACAGUCAGAGCAGAGGGUAUCUUCACUUAGAGAGAAGCUUAGUAUUGCUGUUGCCAAGGGGAAGGGGUUGGUUGUGCAGCGCGACAGUCUCAAACAGACCCUGUCAGAGGCUUCCAGUGAAUUGGAAAGAUGUUCACAGGAGUUACAACUGAAAGAUGCCAAGCUGCAUGAGCUAGAAACAAAAUUGAAGACUUAUUCAGAGGCUGGUGAACGUGUGGAGGCUCUGGAAUCUGAGCUCUCAUACAUUCGCAACUCUGCUACUGCAUUAAGAGAAUCUUUCCUUCACAAAGACUCGGUGCUUCUAAGAAUAGAAGAGAUUUUAGAAGACCUAGAUCUGCCAGAGAUUUUUCAUUCAAGAGAUAUAAUUGAGAAGGUUGAUUGGUUAGCUAGGUCAGCCACUGGAAACUCUUUGCCUCCAACUGAGUGGGAACAGAAGAGUUCUGUGGGUGGUUCAUACUCUGAUGCUGGUUUUGGUGUCAUGGAUGCCUGGAAGGAGGAUAUAAAGCAAAGUUCAAAUACAGGUGAUGAUUUGAGAAGGAAAUAUGAUGACCUUCAAGGUAAGUUUUUUGGGUUGGCUGAACAAAAUGAAAUGCUGGAACAGUCAUUAAUGGAGAGGAAUCAGUUGGUGCAGAGGUGGGAAGAACUUCUGGACAGGAUUAAUAUGCCUGCAUACUUACGAUCUGCAGAACCGGAGGAUAGGAUUCAGUGGUUAGGAAAUGCGCUUUCGGAGGCUACUAGCGACAGGAAUUCUCUGCUUGAGAACAUUGAUAAACUCGAACACUAUUGUGGAUCUCUAACUGCAGAAUUGGAGCAGUCUCAAAAGAGAAUAUCUCCCCUAAAGGCUGAAUUGGAGGACACACAGAGGAGAUUAUCUAACUGUCAGAUGGACAUUCAAGCAGUUAUCCAUGAGAGGCACAACCUCUCUGAAAGAUUUGAGGCUCUGAGCUGUGAUCAUGAGAAACUUUCAGCAAAAGCAGUCCAUUUUGGUAUUGAAAAUGAAAAACUACAGAAUGAGGUCAAUGCCUUGCAGGAGCAAUUGGUCCAGAGCCUUGGGAAUGAGGAGCAUAUUCAGAGAAUGAAUGGCGAGAUAUGCAGACUGCAAGAUUUAGUUUGUGAUGCAUUGAAGGAUACUUGUACAAAAGAUUUGGUUUCUGGUGGAAAUACUAUUGAGUGCUUGGAAGGAUUAGUAAGGAGGCUUAUAGAAAACUAUACAACUCUCUCUUUGAUAAAAACUGUUUCUGGGGAUGCAGUUGAAGAGCACCAUGCUAGAGAAGCUGAUAAAAAUCUCGGUGAGGAGAGAACUAGAGAUAUCCUGGAUAAUUUGGAGUCUGAUGUAGCUCUACUGAAGAAAGAUGCAGUGGAUAGUAAUGAACCAAAUGUGGAUCUUUUGAAGAAAGAGCUGGAGGAGACAUUGAGUGAACUGUUACAUGUAAACGAGGAAAGAGACAGAUAUGUGGAGAAGCAACAAUCUUUGAUUUGUGAGGUUGAAGCACUUGAAAGACAAAGGGCUGAGUUGCAGGAGCUACUUAAUCAGGAGGAGCAGAAGUCUACUUCUUUAAGAGAGAAAUUGAAUGUUGCAGUUAGAAAAGGGAAGUCUUUGAUUCAACAGCGUGAUAGUAUUAAGCAAACUAUUGAAGAGAUGGGUGCUGAGAUGGAGCACUUGAAAUCUGAGGUUAAGCACCGGGAAAAUGCUCUUCAAGACUAUGAAGUGAAGAUGAGAGACUUAACUGCUUUCUCUGAUAGGGUGGAUGCCCUGGAGUCCGAAAGUUUGUUCUUAAGGAAUCGUUUGGCUGAAAAUGAUCGCAUUUUGCAGGGGAAAGAACAUACUUUAUCCAUAGUUUUGAAUACUCUAGGGGACAUUGACCUUGGUGGUGAAAUUUAUAAUAGUGACCCAAUUGGGAAAUUGGAACAAGUUGUGAAAUUAUGCCAUGAUCUGAAUGCUGCCGUGGCUUGUGCAGAGGAAGAGUCUAAAAAAUCUAGAAGAGCAGCAGAGCUGUUGCUUGCAGAACUGAAUGAAGUUCAGGACAGGAAUGAUGGUCUCCAAGAGGAGCUAGCCAAAGUCAGAUAUGAACUUGUGCAUCUCUCCAAGGAUAGGGAGGUGGCAGAGGCUGCAAAAUGUGAAGCCCUUUCACGUCUUGAUAAGUUAUCCUUGGAUCUCAUUGAGGAGAAAAAGAAACAAUAUUCUGGAUAUACCUCAUUAAAAUCUGCUGCAGAUCAACUCAGGAAGAGUUUCUCUGAUAUCAACAAUUUACUAGCUGUUUUUUUCUCUGAGGACUUGGAAUUUCUGCAAAAUCUAGAGUCUAGUAUGAAUUCAUGCCUUAAUAGAGCAGAAUCUGAUCUUGUGGUUCAAGUCCCUCACUUUAGCGCAUAUGGUGGCAUUACAUCCAGUCGUUUGGGAAGCAAGUUGAACUUUGUGGCUGUGGAUUUUUCAUCAGAAACUAAUAUGCUGGACCAUUUGGAUGACUUUAUUUCUGAAGUUUGUAGUUCUUUGCAAGAAUUCAUUAAUGAAAUUGCCGCUGUUAAUAGUAUGCUACACAAACACUCUGCUAUAUUUCAUGAAAAAGCUGGCAAUCUAUCCAAAUUAAUGGGUUCUAUUCAUAGAGAUAUGAGUUCCCAGAAAGAGUCAUUUGAGGCCAUGAGGCAAGACAUUAGGCUUAGAGAUUCAGUGGGAAAAGAGAAGGAAAUGGAGAUUGCUGCAUUGCGCCGGAACAUUUCCUUGCUUUAUGAAGCCUGCACCAGUUUGCUCAUGGAAAUUGAGAAUAGAAAAGCUGAAGUUGUCACAAAGAGUGUGGCUGUUCGGGAUCUGGAAAUGAAUUUGAAAGCAGCAGCAUUUGGCGAUGGUGGACUUCCCUUUGGUGGAGAGAGAAAUUUUUCAUCCGAGGAACAUGUCAGGGCUAUGGCAGAAAAGCUGUUAUUGGCCGUCAAAGAAUUUGCUUGCUUAAUAGGUGAAAUCAGAGAGGGUAACCAGAAGGAAAUGAAAAUUACCAUCUCGAAUUUGCAGGAGGAGCUUCAGGAGAAGGACAUCCAAAGAGAGAGAAUUUGCAAAGAUCUUGUCAAUCAAAUUAAGCAAGCAGAAGCUGCUGCAACGAGCUUCUCCCUUGACCUUCAAUCAUCAAAAUCUUGUGUGCAUGAUUUGGAGAGGAAGGUGGAAAUACUUGAAGAUGAGCGGAAUUUAUUGGAACAGAAAGUAAAGGAACUUCAAGAUCAGCAAACCAUCUCAACGGAGUUACAGGAUAAAGUCAGAUCUCUGGCUGAUAGGCUCAAUGCGAAAGACCAAGAAAUUGAAGCCUUAAUGCAAGCUCUUGAUGAGGAGGAGAUACAGAUGGAUGAUUUAACAAAAAAAGUAGAGGAGUUAGACAGAGUUGUCCAACAAAAGAAUUUAGAUAUUGAAAAACUUGAAGCUGCUCGUGGGAAGGUUGUGAAGAAGCUUUCCACCACUGUCAGUAAGUUCGAUGAGCUUCAUCUUUUCUCUGAAAGUCUCCUUGCUGAGGUUGAAAAGCUUCAAUCGCAACUGCAAGAUCGUGAAGCUGAGAUCUCUUUCUUAAGGCAAGAAGUAACUAGAUGCACAAAUGAUGCUCUUGUCACAUCUCAGACAAGCAACAAGAGAAAUUCAGAUGAGCUCUGUGAGCUAUUGACAUGGUUAGGCUCAGUGGUGUCUCUAGAUGUCAAUCUUGCUGAUAGCAGUCAGAUUCACACGUAUAAAGAAAUAAUUCAGGAAAAGAUAACUUCUGUUUUGUCUGAAUUGGAGGAUCUGCGAGUAACAGCUCAAAGCUGGGAUGCAUUAUUGCAAAUAGAGAGGAGUAAAGCGGAUGAUUUAAUCCGCAGAGAAAAAAUUCUUGAAAAAUCUUUGCAUGAUAAGGAAUCCCUAUUAAAGAUGCUUGAAGUUGGCAGAGAUAUGGAGCAGCCAACCCGUGCAAGCUCUGAAAUUUUGGAAGUUGAACCUGUGAUAAAUAAAUGGACCGUCCCUGGGCCCUCUGCUGCUUCUCAAGUACGCAGUUUGCGCAAAGUCAACAAUGAUCAAGUUGCUGUUGCUAUAGACAUGGAUCCUGAUGGCACUAAUAGACUAGAGGAUGAAGACGAUGAAAAAGUUCAUGGUUUCAAGUCACUCACUUCAUCGAGAAUUGUCCCAAAAUUUACCAGACCUGUGACUGACAUGAUUGAUGGUCUAUGGGUUUCAUGUGAUCGGGCACUAAUGCGACAACCUGCCUUGAGGCUUAGUAUUAUGAUCUAUUGGGCUUUAUUGCACGCAUUGCUUGCAGCUUUUGUGGUUUGACAAGCCGAACUGGUUCCCAUAUAUUUUGAAGGCCAAGUGGGCACAAUCUCCCGUUCAGCAUUAUUUCUCUUAUGGGUUUUGAGUCCUGUAUAUUUAGUGAUUUUUUCUUUUUCUUUCUAAACGUGGCCAGAUUGAUUUAUUGUUUAAGCUGAACCAGGCAACUGUGAUUGCAGUUUUUUAUUUUAGCGAAUCUCAGAUUGCUUGGUUGUAUUGUAUCUAAUAAGUGGAGGGAGGACCUCUGUUGCAUUUACUGAGGGCAUGGUAUUAGAAUUUGUUUUACUUUAACCAACCAAAGGUUGAACAUUGCUACUUUUA